Anopheles cruzii is the source of this 3406-nucleotide messenger RNA. It is a transcript of the gene l(3)77CDf, whose product is annotated as phosphatidylserine synthase. The transcript has 6 exons. Gene Ontology annotation, molecular function: L-serine-phosphatidylethanolamine phosphatidyltransferase activity. The coding region runs from base 447 to 1928 and encodes 493 amino acids. NCBI's taxonomy places the organism in Eukaryota, Metazoa, Arthropoda, Insecta, Diptera, Culicidae. The record is from RefSeq and is a predicted model, not a curated record. Gene Ontology annotation, biological process: phosphatidylserine biosynthetic process.
CGGAGCCCGUAAUUGGCGAAAACGUGCCGAAUAUUGAAAGAAAUCCUGUCCAGUAAACAUGAAUCUCGGUUGCUGGCAAUCGUAGUUUCGGCUUGCUUCAGUGUGAUAGCCGGUGGCCGAGUACCCUCAUCCGUGGGACUAUUGUUCUCAUACUGGGUCGUGUACUUUUGUUCCCCAACACACGCAGCGCAAUCGAUUUUAAUUCAAUUAGAACAAAGCAAGGCAUACUUUAAUCAACACUCCAUGCGCUUCGUUAACAGUGUGCCACUCGCGAGUUGGUCAGUUCUCCGGCAUCCGUACAACUUCGCUUAACACGCCGUCCGUGCGUUCUGCUUACCCUGCAUAAAGCAGGAAACAGAGAACGGAACUGCCUGCACUGUGGCCCUGGCGGAGCAGCAACAACCCGACCAUCCGGACGUACUGUUGUUGUGCAGAAGCGGAAAACGAUGAAAAAACGGAGCAGUCCUCCGCCGGCCGCCGACCGCGGCAUUGGCAAUGAAACGCAGUCACUGCACGCCUCAGAGCGCACGAUGGUCAUUAACGAGUUUAAGUUUAUCAACGAGCGGCCGGUCGACGAUAUAUCGCUGAACUUUUUCUACAAACCCCACACGAUCACCCUGCUGGCCGUUUCGAUAUUCGGAGUGAUGUACUUUGCGUUCGUACGUGAUCAGUCGGAUAUUCACGAAAACAUAUGGGCCGGCAUGGUGUGUGUGAUCUUCUUUUUCCUCAUAAUCUCCGUGCUCGCGUUUCCGAAUGGACCGUUCACCCGUCCGCAUCCGGUGGUCUGGCGCAUGCUGUUCGGGCUUUCGGUGCUCUACCUGAUGUUCCUACAGUUCCUCAUGUUCCAAGACUACAAGUCGAUCAUGGGCAUCUUCUAUUGGUUCGAUCCCAAGCUGAAGGACUUUCACAUCGACAUGGAGAAGCAAUAUGCCACCAACUGCUCGGAUAUGUCGCUGGAGCGCAUCUGGUCGCACGUGGACGUGUUCGCUUGGGGUCACUUUCUCGGCUGGGCCUUUAAGGCGGUUCUCAUCCGGCACAUGGGCAUCCUGUGGGCCAUCUCGAUCAUGUGGGAGAUUACGGAAAUCACCUUUGCCCAUCUGCUGCCAAACUUUGCCGAGUGCUGGUGGGACGCGAUGAUACUGGAUGUGUUACUGUGCAAUGGGUUCGGCAUUUGGUGCGGACUGCGAAUCUGUAAGCUACUGGAGAUGCGCGAGUACAAGUGGGCCAGCAUACGUGACAUCUUUUCCACAACUGGCAAGCUGAAGCGCGCUGUGCUACAAUUUACUCCCGAAAGUUGGGCCCCCGUACGGUGGCUCGAUCCGAAGUGUACCUAUAUGCGAUUUUUGGCCGUUUCCCAGCUGGUGCUUCUGUGGCAGUUGACCGAGUUGAAUACGUUCUUCCUAAAGCACAUCUUUGAAAUGCCCCCCUCGCAUCCGGUAGUGAUCGGUCGAUUGGUGUUUGUCGGUCUAUUUACGGCACCAUCCGUCCGGCAGUACUACAUCUACGUUACGGAUACCCGCUGCAAGCGGCUCGGAACCCAGUGUUGGGUUUACAUCGCAAUCCUCGUAUCGGAAGCCAUACUUUGCAUCAAGAAUGGUAAAGAACUUUUCGAGCGGACGCAGGUGAAGAACAUUCUGGUGUGGCUGCUGAUACAGGCUGUGCUUUCGGUGCUCUUCGUGUACGGUUGUAUGCUGUGGCACCGAUACGUUGGUGAGGAUGAAUCAAGGGAUGGCUCUCCGGUGAAGAAAGCGAACCGUUCGUUCAAAGACUCUGCCAUCGUGUCAGGCGAUUCCAAAGGCAGCAAAAGCGGUGGUGCAUCGUCGGCCAAAAGCUCACCGAAAUCUACGCCAACCAAAAAUACCCGAUCUCAGCAGAUCUCGCCACCGCACGGCUCAUCGGUGAACGCGGGCCGCGCACACCUUGACUAGGUACAAAUCGGAUACCGGCGCGCGCGCGAUGUACAAUAUUUGAUUAGUUUUUAUACUCUUCUCCCUGUUGACCACCGGUUCGGGGCCCCGCUUGGCGCGCACAGUGUACAUCCUACCGAGAGUACAAAAGAACUAGAGAUUAGCUUUUACAAGCGUGGUUUGUGGUUUCGCGCGAAGAAGGGCCCCGUAGAUUAUCAUAGCGUAUUGCCCUGACCAAGGGGCUGCAGAUCAACCACUAGACUGAGUUCCCCGAUGAAGGAGAUGAUCGAAAGUUUCUUCAUCGAAAACCAAAUAUGCACGAUGACCUUCUUACUGCUACUGUAGUGUACCGUUUGUUCAUUGUUAAUCUUCCACUUUCUACCCAAGUUUGCUCAGUUUCAGUUUGUACAUUAUUAAAUAUAGCCGUUUUUCUGUUCUCUUACCGGUUUCAUGUGCACCCUGCUUCACAUUUGCAUGCUCAGCACCAUCGCUCGGCUUUUUGUGCCAGCAUCCUUUGAACGUGCGUCCUGUAGGUGAUUUGGGGUGCGAGGGCUCACCCAAAUUCGUUAGGUAGUAGCUAGGAUAACAUGAGACAUUGUGUAAGACAAAGAGUUGACAGAAGGGGAGUGAGUUAGAAAAUAAAUGUUUCCAAAUUGUACCGUGCCGCGGCACUGAAGCAUCGCCCACGGAUUCCAGCGGAGGUGUUAGUAAACCAUUUAGACUGAUGGUCGUUUCCAUCGUGUGUAAGUUUGACUCGACAGGCUUCCUAUCUUGCAUUCUACUAUACACACACACAAAUGUUGUACCAUACAAGGUCCGUGUUAGGCAUCGUAAUUUGCAUUGAGCUUAUUCAUUCCGGUCCAAUCGAUGGGUAGCAGCACCAGGGGAUUGAGUGUCGAAGCAUCCGAACAUCCAGCCACCGUGCCACUCUGCGAUCUGACAUAUCUCUGAGCGAAAGGUGGAGGCGCGGAGCUCUGUGGUUUCGAAUUCCUUCGAAUUUUUGUAAAAUGUGCUUCAGCGAGCGCCAAUGGAGAAACAGAAAGUGAGCGAACUGCGCCCUGAGCCCCACCGGGCUGUGAUACCUGCAGUAGUGAAAGAGUGAAGAAACGACAUUGCGAAACUUUUCCUAGGCUUAGACUAAUCAAAAAUCUCUCUAGUCAGUAAGAAACGAAGCGGAAGCAGGAACUGAAAAUAGGAUGUUUCAACUACUCUUCCCACAAACCUCGUGUAGAUGGCCAGAAAUCGGAGGUAGCGUCAACCAAAUAUUCUUUCGCCCUAGGCCAUGCGCUGCGCAGAGUUGGCACCGAUGACGGGGGAUCAGGUUUUAGACAGUUUGUAGUAAUAAUUGAACGUUUUCUCUCGUAUCGUUUUAUGGUUAGUUAUUUGUUUUCGGUUUGUUAUCCAAUGUUUUUGGCAGUAACCGCGAAAACUGUGGGCCAACGCUCGGCCAACGGAGAAAAAUACCUUUAAAAAAUGGAAAUAAACGUGUGAAGAACGUG